This is a messenger RNA of Anopheles funestus (African malaria mosquito), 20059 nucleotides long. RefSeq lists its product as uncharacterized. Gene Ontology annotation, cellular component: plasma membrane; exocytic vesicle. Bases 1546 to 14643 code for a protein of 4365 amino acids. Gene Ontology annotation, molecular function: neurexin family protein binding. NCBI's taxonomy places the organism in Eukaryota, Metazoa, Arthropoda, Insecta, Diptera, Culicidae. Gene Ontology annotation, biological process: exocytosis. The transcript is spliced from 13 exons. The record is from RefSeq and is a predicted model, not a curated record.
UGUGUACUGCUCGGAACCUUGCUGUCCUGUUGCGCGUGGAAAUUGCAUGAGCUUUCCAAUCGUCACAGGAUAUUUCGAAAAUCUCCAAAGCUGCUUUGGUUGUUGCUUCUUUGAGCGGAUGAAAAUGUGUCCUGCGUGUGUGUGUGUGUAUGUGUGUGGCUCGUCCCGAACAUUACCGAUGGGAGGCUUCGCCAAAGUGUACGACGACGACGACGUGCUUGCUCCCCGCUGAACGAGCAUCUGAAUCAUCCAGCACAUCACACAGAGCAGAGCAGAGCCCCCCAUACGCAUGUACACACAGGAGCGGAUUUUUUGGUGGGGAUAUAGGAAGAAUGAAAUAUUCAACUGGUCGCUCGAUGGCAUAGUGUUGGUGAGUCCGCUCGGCCAGGAUACGGGGUGCUGUGUCGCUACGUUUUGCAAAGUUCGGAAGGCACUUUUUUGUUAGUUGGUUGGUUGGUUGGUUGAUUUAUUCAAGGCGAGCGGCUGAAGUGAUUUAUGAAGCGUUUGUAGGAGUCCGUUUUUUUGCGUUCCGUUUGCUCGGUAGUCUCUAGUAGUUAUAGGCCAUCAUGUGAACAGCUAGUUUGUGUAUAUUUAUCACUCGCCUCAUCGCUCUGUCGUCGUCGUCGUCAUCGCUGUUGUCCUCGUUAAUUGUAGCCUCGUAGCCCCGUGGCCAACACCGAGUUCGACGGGGCAGUACGAUUUUAAUUGUAUCAUCCCAUCAUAGCACACUGGCUUCACCCGUUUGCAGGCUAAGGCUUUUUGAUUCGAUUGUGUGCCACAGCGCCUACGUACGUACGUGUGUAUAUGUGUGUGUAUGUGUGAGUGUACGUGUGUGUAUGUUUGCCAUAAGAAUUGGCCGCUCCUGAUCGCGGUUUCGUGGGGUUCGGUGUCGCGUGCGAAUCCUUUCGUUGCUCAAUUUCAACCCAGCCAGCCAAUCCCAGCAGAAUAAUCAAUCAUACAACGCUAUAGUGCGUAUACACACGACAAUAAGCGAACAAGCGAGCAACAAAUAUAGUAGCAAACACAUCGCAUUAGUACAGCAGAAAUCGAAACCAUCUCACUAAAAACGGGAACACACCUUUCCCUGAGUGUUUGCUUGAAAAAUAAAAUCGGAAAAGGAAGCAGCAAUAACUACCUACGUAAUCCAACAGAUAAAAUAUCCCAAUUUUGGUGCAAGUUUUCUAGUGUUUGUGCGUGUGUGUCUGUGUGCGUUUAUGUGUGUGCGGUCCGGAAUUGGUGCUUACGUGCGUGAAAAACGCUCUUUCCCUUGUUCCCUUGGAACCAACCUGUUCGCAAUGGAUUAACGGUUUGAAGUACGGCUUUGGUAGUAGAUUUUUGGUGAACAAAAAGCGCCAAACGAAUACCAUCGGAGGACAUACUUUUCACAACACGCGGGGUGUUAAUUAGCACCUAAAGGCAGCAUUCUCAGCAUUGCGGUGUUUUCGGCCACUCUGCCGCCUAGUGUUCAUCGGUCAGAAGAAGAAGCCACAGGUAACACACACGUAGCGCAGGACGCGAAAACAGCACGACGAGCAAGCGGACACGAUGGCUAGCGGACGGGCACGGUUACCACCAACACCCGGGACGGUUGCCUCUUCCGCGUCCACGGCUUCCUGCGCACGUCCCACACUGACCGAGCUGCACACGAACAACAACCUGUACCAUUCGUCGGCCGUCGCAGGUGAUGGAGCUCCGUCGGCAGUGGAAUACCAGCAGCAUCCGAUGCAUCAUCCCUCCCAUCCAUCGCAGCAAUCACAUCUGGCGGGCGGUGGUGCAACACACCAUCACCAUCAGCUGCACCCGCACCAGGCGCAGGAAGUUGGCAUGACCGCAGGCGCUACUACCUCACAAAUGCUCCCGGAUGGCGGCGCGCUACUAGGACAUGGCGUGACGCAAUCACUGCGCAAACCGUUCGAUGCCCCCAGGCACAUACCCGAACGACCGAGCCAGCUGGCCGACGAAAGCGAUUGGAUGAGCGAUUAUGCGGAUAGCAAUCUGAAACGUCGUAGCUCCAUCACGAAAGACUACCUACCGGCCGGAGCGGCGGCGAACACGACGGACUGGCUGAAGAAAAGCAUUCGUCGCUCGUGGACAAUAUCCAAUGCAGAAGAUGAUAACGGCUCCACACGGGACCCGGACGUACAGCCAUAUCCUAAUCCACACCUUCCCCGUAAGCAAUCGCAAAGCAGCUACCCGUCGCUGGUGAAACAUCCCUACUUUAAUCCACUCUCGAUGGCGGACGAAGACGAAUACGGGGAGGAAGAGGAGGAGCGGCACGGAGGUCUGGAGGUGGCCGGCGGAAAUCACCGACCGCCCGCACUGCGACGAGCCAUGCCACCGAGACAAUCGACCCUACCGAACCCGGAGGGUAUUUACUAUGGCAGCAAUAACAACCUGAUGCCGCCGGUGUCGGUAUCACCGAAGCAGCAGCUUAGUCCAAGCCCGCAGUACAAUACGAGUCCGUAUCACACCGACAAUGAGGCGGACAACGAGACCGGGUCGGAUCACCGUUCACCGUUGGCGGCACGGUACAAAAUUCGCAGACAAUCAACGCUUCCUUGCAAGCCGAACGAGAUGCUCAUUGAUGGUGGAAUUGGUUCGGGUGCCGGACCGCUGAGAAGUGGUCCGAAGAUUAUGAUGUCCUCAUCGCCGAACAGUAGGACGAAUCUGUACUCCAAAUCGCCGGAACGAGAUGGUAUUGAUGCGGCGUCCAGCAAACAGCAGCAGCGUUUUCCACCCUUUGUACGUCAGUCCACCUUUCCUUCGAACACGAACGACCCGUUCCUAUUACAGAUCCAAUCCCAUUCUUCACCUUCUUCUUCGUCCCUGUCAACGCAGCCUUUGCAGUCCCAGCAACAGCAGCAGCAGCAACAACAGCAAUCGGUUCUACCGACCGUGGGCCAGCAGCGUCAACUGCCCACCUCUCCGAAUCGGUUAGUGUUUAACAAAUCGCCCGACAGUGGUACCGAGUCGGGACCGGGGGCGAGCGAAAGCAGCGGCACUAGCCCGCACCAGGUCGGCAGUAGAGCGGGGGCACGCAAUUACACAAUGACCCGGCAGGCAACACUACCCAAUCCCGAGCAGCACAUGAAACUGCUUCCCACAUCCCCUCCCAAAAAGCAACUGUCACCGCACAGCAUCAAACGAUCUCCCGACUUUGCACGCCAAAACACGCUUCCAGCCUCGCAGCAGCAGGCGCCGUCGCCGCAGCCGCCGCCACAGCAGCAGCAGGCGCAGGCGCAGCAGCCCGUUGCGGGGCCACAAUCGGCACCCGUGCUAAUGGCCAUGCCGUUGGCCGCCUCGUCGUGCUCCUCGCUCGUCGGUUCUGAUGGCACGGCGGGGACGGCACCGGCGGUCACGAUGAACUCUCUGUCGGUGCACCAGCACGGACCCAAAUUUAUGCCCAUCUCGCCGCGCCAGAAAGCAUCCUUUCUCUUUCCCCAACCUGCCGCACCUACACCACGUCCCUUUCACUCACAGCAGCACUUCCCGACGCACUUGAACACCUCGCCCUCGGCAUCGGCCGUUAGUAGCGGUGUAACCGGUACCGGUACGGUGCCCGGUAUCGGCGUUAGCCAUUCGUCCUCGACGUCCCUCUCGACGGCGGUCACGUCGAAGAUGAUCAAGGUACGGAGCCACAGCAACGAGGAGUACACAAUGACACCUGCCACCCGGGCGGGGCUGGGUAUGGGCACGGUGAGCGAGGGACGCCGCAUGCUACCAGAAAUACCGACCGGUGGUGGUACCACCGGACCCGGUGGUAGUCGCUCCCCGAGACUGAAAACGUUUGCCGAAGCGAAACAAACGAUGGCGGAGGACGUGAUGGGCUAUGAGCUGUACGGCACCGGUGGACACCACGCGACUGCGAUCGGUUACGAAGAGUUUUACGACGAGGAUCAAGAGUUUUCGCUGGACCCGAUUGAGACCGGUGUUGGCGAUGUACGAUAUCAGGACGGUGAAGAUGCGAGAGGGAAUGAACAGUUCAACCUUCUUCAGAUGCAGCAGCAACAGCAACAACAGAGACUACCAUUCGUACCGAACGAUGCCAGUCCUGAUUCGGUUGGUGGAACACAGCAGGGUAUUGGUUUUGGAAUGACAAACCGAAAGGAUAGGUUACGAUCGCGCCGAAAAUCACGCGAUGUAUACGACCAGCAGGACGAGAUGAGCGCCACUGGCAUUAUGGAUAAAGGCGAUGUUGGCGCUGUUAUACCUCCCACUGAACCAGUCAAGAGAAAGCCGGAAACGAUGCGCUCGAUCUCGGAGGAAGCACCCGCUGCAAAACCACCGAAACCGGUUACCAGACGUUCGCUAUCCCAUCCGGAAAAGGAUACGCAGGUGUAUAGCUCGAAGAAGUUAGAUUCAAGCAAAAUACCUUCACCCAAACCGUUAACGGAGCUGCAAGAUCGUCAGCACAAACCAUCCACAGCGAUCGGAUCGUCAACAUCGCCACGUAGAAAAAAUAUAAAAUCAUUCGAUUGUGGCACAGUUAGUACGAAAACGACCAACCUACAACCGGGCAGUUAUACGCAGUACCAGACACCAUCAGACGGUGGUGGAAGCGUAGGUCCGUCUUCGGUCUCGCCAGGCAUCGUGACCGAAUCGAGCAUCAGCAGCAAUACUCGUACCAGCGGUUACGGUGGAUCGGCUACAACGCUCGCUAGUAACAUUCCCGGCGGUCCUGCCAGUGUCGUUGGUGGGGCGAUUGGUGGCUUUCAGUCAUUUGGCCAACGGAAGAUAUCGGCUUUUCAACAAAUUCUCCAGCGCCAACGUUUGCAGAAACGUGACUCGAAGAGCCUUGACAUUGUUGCCUCAAAGCUGAUGGAGGAAAAGUAUGGAAGCCGUGGGCAGGACGUGGACGUAUCGAAAUCUUUGGACGACGGUAUCUUUUCCGAAAGUGCUGGUCACCAAUCGGACGAUAAUAGCAGUGAUGAGCAUAUCAAUCUCACGUAUAAACCAUCCUCGAAGGAUAACAAAACCACACUUGGCGAAGCGGAAAUACAAAAUGCUGUUGAGGCGGCGGCCGUGAUCUUUAAGAAGGUGGUGCUGCAGCGUCGCGAGGAGAACAAAUGCAAAUCAUCAAAUGCCAAUCAUGAGUGUCAUAGCAGUGCGGAUGGAUUAACCGAUGAAUCGGCCACCCUAGGAGGAUAUUCGUCGUCGGAAACGGAAGCAGCGGCCGGUCGGAUGCAGUCGUUCGGUCAGGGUGUCCGCUCGAGUGUAAUGCCGUCGGAUUACGAAGAGUAUCGGCUAGUAUUCUUCAGUUCCGACUCAUCGAGUAAGGAGGAAGAAUAUGACAGCAGCUCUACCUCGUCCUCGAAUGCAGUGCGGCAUGCAAAGCGUCACCGAUACAACACAGCAACAGCUUCGCUCGAUGAGUGCGAUUGGGAUUACUUUGAACCAGACAUGAUGCCCGGUGCGGAUGAAACGAAAAGUGCCUUUUUCUACGAAAUGCUUGCCAUGGCAACGGCCACCGCGCAGUGUGUCGGAUCUGCUCAUAGUCAGUGUAAAAACACAACCAGUGUGCCAAGGGUGAACAAUGCUACCAGUGGUGGUCGAAAGGUGGACAAUCGUGCAGAACCAUCCCCCACGUUCUGUCACUGUGAGUGUUGCAAUCGGCGACAGAUGCAGUACGUCCCGAUACCGGUUCCAGUGCCUGUCCCCGUACCGAUUGCGGCCUUUCAAAGCUGGCUGUACGAACAGCAGCAGCAGCUGUUGCUAAUGCACGGUUCAACCGAACCGGUAGAAAGCACCGGUAUGAGUGGUCCGAGUGCAUCGGAUUACGCACUGCGAACGGAUCUAGUGCAGCAGCUGUGGAAAAAGUUUGCCGAUAGUAGUGAAACAAGUGUGCGAAAUGGAUCAGCGGACGCGGAAACGAGCACAGGCGGUAACAGGAAGGUUCCCAGCCAUCCGAAAUGUGCGUGCCGAUUCGGUAGUUCACGCCGUGAUUUGGUAGAAGCGUGUGCAACAUCCGAAAGCCACGACAGUAGCGAUAACGAGCGUAACGCCACAAAAGUGCGCACGUGCAAACAUCUCAACGUGCGGCAUAAGAGUGGUGUGGAAUCGGAGCGUGCAUUCGGCAUCGCUCGGCACGGUACUACUGGUGGUGGUGGUUCCAGUGGUUCUGAAGCGACUGCACCGAACAGCAGAGUGCAUCAUGUGCAAAAAGCAACCCCAUCGUCGGCUACAUCGUCGCCGUACGGUGUAAUGCGUCGUGAUAGUGUUGGUGAUGGCGGUAUAAGUGAUAGCCGUUGUUCGUUGACUUCAUCCGAUCACGACGAGGUAGGUUCGUCGCCUGCGGUCGCAAUACCCACUGCACUACAACUGGUACAGCGCGGUGAUGUUGUACCACCACUACGCACAGGUGAGUUCCCGCUGGCCGUUCCGGUUACGACGAACGCAGCCAACGAUAUCGUUACAACGGCAGCAACGUUGGCGAAGCCCAUUCUAGCGCAAGAUAAUAUCGUCACUGGCGAGCAGUCGAAGACGGCAAAUGGUCGUGUCCGAGCACGCGAGAUUACGCCGGACAGUAAUGUACGUGCUGGUGUUGCGGCAACAUCGUCAUUGGUUGCCACCGACGAAGCAGGAUUAGAUACUGCGGCGACGAUGGAUAACCAGCGGUUGUUGUGCGGCGGUAGCAACGACGACGACGAUACUGGUUCAGCAGAAUCGUCGCAAACUAACGAUAUCGAUUUACGAGCACAACAACAACGGCGUCGACGUGAGGCUUCACCGAGCGAUAUGGAUGGUAGCGUUAACAGUGAUAAUAAGGGCACCGAUACCGAUAACAAAACCGUGGUCGAAGGCAUUACGUAUCCGCCAGGUGGUGGAACUGUAGUGAAAGCAAUGGAGAAAAAUCAACAGCCUCCCAGCAGUGAAUUGGCAGCUUGUGCUUCCGAGGCCAAAUCCGAAGAAAAUCGAUCACAACCGGAGCAAGGUUGCAGUAGUGAAAUGAGGAAAAGUUCUAAAAUUAGGACGGACAGUGUAGACGAGCAGGAUGGAUACCUGCAGUACGAAUUGUUGUACCACCUGGCGCAGACGGGAGGCCGAUCGUCACCGUCAUCGUCGAGUGCAUCGUCGAGUGAAGCGGAAAAUACUACCCCAGCCGAUCAACAGGGCCGGAAAGCCAAGGUUGGAAAGUAUUCGUUCCAUUUGACCGGGAGCAGCGGUGGCAAUAGCUCCUACAGUUCGUCUCACUCUUCCACAUCGUCGCUGCAGGAAAAAUGCAGUUUUGACACGGAUACGGAUGGCGAGGAAGGAGACUAUUUCGAUCGUGAUCAUCGUGCGCUAGAUGAUGCUGCACAGGAAGAUGACGAUGGUUGUUGCUUUGAUGGUGAGGAUGAUGAUGAUGAUGAGGAUGAUGAUGAUGAUGACUAUCCCCACGGUGCGAGAACCAGUGGCAAACGGUUCAAUGCUGUGAUGGUGAUCAAUCCCGGACAUGGUAGCGAUGGCGAAGGGCCAAGCGACAGUGACAGUAGCGACAAUCAAUCGAUAAGAACAGAGGGAGCGCAUAGUUGCUACGGUGAGGUAGCAGGUUUUCCACCCCUUGGUGGAUACGCGGAUGAGGACGGCGCUGGUGAUGACGAUGGCGGUGGUGUUGUGGUGCUAAAACGAGUGAAAAACAUAUCCGAUUUCGAGGAGACAGAAUGUGCCAACGAGCAACAGCCAAAGCUGUUGGACGAUAAAUUGGUUCGAAAUGGUGCGGAGGUGUCAAUCGAACCGUCGUACAAUAGUUCGAUCGUAGGUAGGCGGCCAACAUUGGAUGUGCGGGAGCAAUCGGAGCGGAUGAACACGGCGGGUGUAACGGCGAUGGUGGUAGAUCACCAUCAGCAGCAGAGCGCGGUCCAAUGCACGGCACCGAUGGGGGGAAGCCGCAAAAGCGGUGAAACUGACAGCAGCCCACUGCCAAACGGCGAACAACCUUUGGUGGACCAAUGUUGCGCGAAUGUUGGUGAAUCGAACGCAUACCAGCAGCAGCUAGAAGAGAAAGGUACCGUUUCUCGUCAGACACCACCCGAAGCGAGUGGCUAUGCGCGUGAUGCAGAUUGCCAGCAGCAGGAACACCGUCUGCAGCAGCAGCGGAACGAUAGCAUAAAAGUGGCAGAGAAACCACAACAUGACGACGACGAACACCACCACCAACACAAUCAAGACGAGCUGCCGCACACAGGUAAUAGCAUUAGUAGCUGCGUUACAGGUGUGUAUCGCGUACGUACACCAACACCGGCACACGGCGCGAAUGCGGCCACUUGCGUCAGUAACGCGACGGAUGAAUGUGUGAGUGGCGCCACAGCUACGCAUACGGAAUUGGUAGCUUUGGGCGACAUAAGAUCACCCGAAACGCCCCAUACGGUGGAAGCAGUGCCCAGCAGUUCGACCACUAUUGGUGGCAGUAACAAGUAUACGAGUCUUGUUAUGAUCACGGAUGACGCUCGCGAUACGGAUAGCAGCGUAAGCAAGAGCAACAACGAACAAGAAAGAAACAUUGUAAACGAAUCGUGCAUUCCCAGUGAAGGUGUUGUGGCGAACGAAAUUCAGGUAAACGUUGCAAGUUCCUCCCCCACAACGGAGACGACGACGUCGUCGAAAACGGUACCCAGCGGGGCAGAAGAAGUUGUUUGUGUUCCAUCCGAUCAAGAACAGAAUGAGAUCACGGUGAGACAUAUCCAGCAUUCCAGCAUUUUGGCAAGUGAUGAUCAUUGUGCUGUAGCGGAAACACUUAGCCCCUUACAAAGUCUGCCAGAAUGUCUGCCAGGGCAAAGUCAAACGGGUAGUGCCAGCGGUGUAAGGCAGCACCAGCACCAUCACGAACACACGAGCACAGCAGGGCCGAUUGUUGUUGCGUUGGUGCGUAGUGAUGCUGCUGACGGUGAUCGAAAGAGUUCAACGGAAGGGUACGAAAAAAACCCGCCAUUGGACGCGGCUGGAACAGUGAUGGACGGUUGUAAUUCGCAGUCGCCCUUGGUGCAGUGUGCACCACCCGUCAUGGAUGAGGAACGAUUCCGUGGUGAGAACGUACAGGUGAACAGUGUUGAUCGUAGCAGUGAUUGUGAUGCUUUUUACCAACAAAUGUCGAUCGCUGGCCAGCUGGUUGGCGUGUCGGACGGUGGUAGUGGUGAUGGUGUCGGUGAAACUCAUCAACAGUGUGAUCAUGUUGCCAAAGCUGCCGGUGGUAAUUCAGUGCAACUCGUGAGGCUCGAUUCAGCGGAUGAGACGAAUCAGGUGUACAGUAACGAAAUGGAACGUUACCCUAAUGAUGGUAAUGACGAUGCUGAUGACGGUGAUUGUGGUGGUAUGCAAACCCGAAACGGUAACGUGACGUCGAACGAAAAUGUUACGGUUACGACCGGUUCGAGUACACUGUCGGCGGUCAUCUGUUUAGAGGAUGGACUGGCGGACGAUGAUUCAUGGGUUGAAGAAAUUAGCCAGGACGAGGAAGAGUUCGCUACGACGACAGCGACCGAUUCGGAUUUGGAUGAUUCGAGCGAGGAAAUGUCGUUUUCGAACGAUCGCGAGGAGGAACUUCGCGGCUACAAUCGGACGGCGAUUGAUUUUACGCUUCACACGAUCGUCGAGGAAAGCUGUGAGGAUAGUGAGAUAGAAUCGCGCGGAUCGGACGUUCUGGGCCGCAGACGCGGUCGUCGAGGUGGAGGACGCGGUGAACAUGGGUCUGAAGUUGGUCACGAUGGGGUUGAUGAGGAUGGGCCACGCGACACUGCCCAUCGGUUGUCAGCUUCGGAAUUGGAAAAGUAUUUUUUCUACGGUCUCGGUGGAGACGUUGGAACCAGCAGCAAGGUGGGUGUUGGUGGAACUAUGGGUGAAACGGAAGGUUUCGGCGGAACCGGAUAUGGUGGCGGCAUGCAUGACGAUCAGAGUGAAAUGUCGGAAGAGAGCAGCUCGCUCUGUAGCGAUGGGCAUGAUUCGCUCGGUAGUGGUACUGCUUCGGGAAGUGCUUCGGCGGCACGCCUGUCCGGUGCAUCAAUGGAGAGCCACGAUCGGGACCAUGAGGACAAUGGGAUGGACUCGGUCGCAGAUCUGGCUUCGUCGCGGUUGGAAAAAUAUUUCCUCACAGGGUUUCUGGGAUAUAACAGUACGGAUCGGGGGAGCGGUGGUGGCGGAAAUGGUGGCGGUGGCGGCGGCAAUGGGUCAGACGGAAGUGGUGGCAGUGUGGGAAGUGACAGUGAAGGUCACGUUAGUCCGGAACAGCGGCGUAAGCGACUUGUACGGGCACGAGGAGCAACAAGAUCCCACAGUUCGCUUGAUAAUUUGCUACUGGCCGGAAAGGAUGCGGAACAUAAUCACGAAUCGAUCGGAUCGAACGUUAGCCAGUCAGCGAGUUCAUCGUACGAUACGGCAUGUAUGAUUGCCAGUGGUUCCGGUUCUGGGGGUGGACCCGUAGGAGGAGGGAAUGCUGAUGUGGAUCAUUCCUCUGAAACCGACACCUGCGACGAAGCGACUGCGUUAUACUCCCACCAAGAACGAUCGGAAUCAUCACCGUACGAUACGAUGGGGAAGCGAAAGAAGAAAUUUAUGACCAAAAAGAUGGAUGUAGCACUAGCCCGUGCAGAGCAACAGCAACAGCACCACGGUAUAGCUGGUGAUGCUGGUCCCGGUGGAAUUUGCUCCGAAGCGGAAGACAGCCGAAAGACACCAUUGCAAACAACUUCCCUUGAUGUGGCUAGCGGACGAGAGAUGGGUGUCUUGCCUAGUAUGAUCAGUCCUUCUCUUCAUCCCGUAGGGAUUGAGAACUCGAGAAAGCAAACCAGUCGAGAUAGUGGAUUCAUAGGCAGUAACGAUGAUCUGUUAAAGGAAGAUCAAACGGUAGCCUCCUCAUCGAAAGCAACUUCCUCCUCAACGGUGGAACCUAUUUUGGAAGAAAACAAGAACGACAUCAAGGAGGGUGGUGAUGUGGGAUUCUCGACCGAAGUACAUUCGAUCCCUUCCUACAACGCAUCCCGAUUACCGAUUUCACCCGGUUCGUCAAGCAGUGCGCCUAAGAGCAGCACCCAAGGCCCGGGCAUGGUAAAUUUGGUGCGAAAGGAUAGUUUCAAUAACUGGAGCUCCGACGAGGAAACAAAUCUGAUGAUGUCAAAGAUGCGACAAUUUUUCAAAUCGCUUGUAGCCGCCUCGGCCAACACGAGAAAGUUACCAAACUCGUGCAGUUCCACACCGGGCGUCAGUGGGUCGAACACGCCUCAGCAGGGUGGCAGCACACCGGUCGCACGCCCGCGAGGGAUGCGCACGAAACCGCCACAGUUGGUGUACUUCGAGAAUGAACUGACACGUCUGAUGAAAACCGUACCGGGCAUCAGGGACGAGCAGGUGCGUGAAAUCGUCGAGUACCUGAGUAGUGAGGACACGUGGUCGGAUUCGUACGACUCUUCGGAUUACACGAGCUCCGAUCUCGAGGGGACAGCGGCGGCCGUUGCGGAAGGAAAUCCUUUCGGGUUGCAGGAAGAAAUAUCGGCAAGCUGCAGACAGAUCAUUAACAAGUUCGAUAGCAGCGUUAGGAAGGAUGAGGAAGGCGAUAUUGGUGAUGGGGGCUUAGUGACGUUAGCGAUGUCAGAGAAGGAAGAGUCACCGCUGGUGGCACACCAUCGCCAUCAUCAUCCGCAGCAGCAACAGCAGCCACCCUACCAUCAAACGCCUCUGAGCAAGGAGACUGCAUUCGUGUACCAACGUUUGGUAGCGUCUCUUUCGAAAGUCGUUUCGAACGAGUCUCCAAGUAAGGAAACCAAGGAUCCACCGGUAGAUAUGCAAUCAACUGUUCCGGGAAUGGCCGCGACUUCCGGUGCGAAUAGUUCAUCAUCGCCACCAUUGAUAGCAAAGGUAAUGCACCAUAUCGGUAGCCGCCUGGUAGCUCUGAUGCAUGAAGUAAGCAGCGGGGAAUCGCACGCUAGUGUAUCCCCCAAGCAGCAUCGCAUAGGGGCCCACCGGAAAUCUGGUCAGACGAUGGCGAGUAAUGUUGGCGGCGGUGUUGGUAUCGGUGCAGGCAUCGGUAACACAUCAGCGGGUAUUGGAAGUAUGGUAGGACAUCAUCACCAUCAUCAUCAUCAUCACCAUCAUCAGAUAAUUUCUGCUACUACAACGGAGGAUGAUGAGGACAGUAGUACGUCGGAGAGUAAUGAUCGUCAGCAUUCACACCACUAUCAUCAUCAUAGAACGAGGAUAGGGCUCGGUGGAGCAACAGCUCCCGGAUCUACACCUGCUGGCACACAGGAGGACGAGGAGGAGAUAGGGACCAUCGAGGGAGGCGCAUCGACAUCAUCGUCAUCCUACGCAAUGUUGCUGCCUAGAAGUAAAAGCCACGAUCUGUUGCUAAGCGAUCAACGAUCGCAAGGACAUUAUCAGUACCAUUCCGGAACCGGGAGCGAUAUGGUUGGUGAAGAACGAGGAGAAGCCAGUGACUACGAGCGGUUCUCUUGGCGCGGAAGUUUCGAAUCGGCUCUACUAGCAAAUGGCGACUCGCGCACCAAGCUCUCCAUGCUGGACAAUUCCUCGUCGUCAAAAUCGAUUCUGGUUGCAAAGCGGCGAUCGGCUGGCGAUCUACUGUUUAACAAUCAAAAUUUAAGCCAGGAACAGCUGGAUCGUGUUCGUAGCUGCGGUAGCAUCGGUGGUGAUAGGGAAGAGUUCGAAUCGUCCAAGUUGUGGGAAGCGAAACAGCAGCAACCGCAUCAGUAUCAGCAGAAUCAACCGUACCAUAACCUGCAGCAGCCCCACCAGCAGUUGGUGCAACACCAUCAACAUUAUGCCCCAAGCUCUACCGCAGGCAGUCGUCGACGGUUAUCCAGCGUUGCGGCUGAUGAGGAGGAUACGGAUUCGGAUGAAGGUGUCAUGAAAGGUGGGGGUAGCAAUCGACUGGUCUUAGCUUCUCGAUCUACGCUUCCGCGUAGCUUGCAGAACACGAUGACCAGCGGUACGACUAACUCACUGCCCCGGUUACCGACAUCGAACUUACAGACCAUCAUGCAAUCGGUAGCAUCAUCGUCUUCCGCCUCAUCAUCUUCGGGGACGACCGGCUCGUUAGCGGUCAGUUCUUCGGCGAAACCGACAACCGUAGUGGCAAGUGGGGGUAUGGGACCAAAGUCGCAAAGUGUGUAUCAUUUCUUACAGAAUAAUGUCAAAAGUGCACGAUAUCGUGCACCGGGCUUCAAUCGCCCUCCGUCAGCACCCAAGCGGGCCAUGUCUGCGCCCGGUCUACAGCCACCGUACCCGCGACGUGAGCGGCGUAGUCGCUUGCAACACCUGUCGAAUGAGGAAUCCGGCAACAGUCCGGAUUUGACAGGAUCAACAAGUGCGCUCGGUGGAGAAGAUGAACCACAGGGAAGCAGUUCACGCGCGACAGCAGGUGACACAUACGAUCGGCAACCGGAUGGGACACCUUCGAAUGGAAUGCAGCAUAAGGGCGGUAGUAUGGUUUCGUCGCCCGUCGGUUCGGCCGGCGGUGCCAGUGACAAUUGGCCAUCACAGUCGGAUGAAGAUAUAGAUCGUUUGGUGGCGCUGCAUCAAAACCGUGCCAGUCUAAGCUCUCUAGGUGUACGUUCGGACUCGAUGGCGAGUGUUUACUCGGGCGCCGGCGAAGGUCGCUACGGUACUGUUACGGUUCGCGGACAGAUCGAAUUCGGUAUGCAGUACAACUAUAAACAGGGUGCACUAGAGAUACACGUGAAACAGUGCAAAGAUUUGGCGGCAGUCGAUACGAAACGAAAUCGUAGCGAUCCUUACGUGAAGGUAUACCUUUUACCGGACAAAUCCAAGAGCGGUAAGCGAAAGACGAAGGUAAAGAAGCACACACUGAAUCCGGUAUUCGAUGAGGUGCUUCGGUUUCAUAUGAGCUUGAACAGCCUGCAAACACGCACGAUUUGGAUUACUGUUUGGCAUUCCGAUAUGUUUGGAAGAAACGAUUUUCUCGGCGAAGUGAUGAUGGGUCUGCAGGAUAAAGUGUUCGACAAUCCGCAACCGCAGUGGUACCAACUUCAGGAGCGGAGCGAACCAUUUGAAGAUUUAUCAGCAUAUAAAGGCGAUAUCAUCGUUGGUUUAAAGUAUGUCUCUGCCGAUGCAGAUAGUGGUGGUAUCAUUGGAGCUGGGAGCGUUAUUGGCGGUAGUGGUGGAUCAGCGGGCAGUGGAUUUGGUACGCUUAAUCUGCGAAAGUUCAGUACUCGCUCGUUAACGUCCACCUCAUCGUCCACCCUUUCCGGACAUAGUAAGGGUGCAUUGCACGUAUUGGUAAAAGAAGCGAAACACUUGCAACCGAUUAAGUCGAAUGGUACCUGUGACGCUUUCUGCAAAAGUUAUUUACUACCGGAUAAGAAUCGAAGCUCAAAGCAAAAAACGCCUGUUAUAAAACGAACGAACUCUCCGGUGUGGAACUACACCUUCGUGUACGAAGACGUCUCUCUGGCAGAACUGUCCGAACGAGCGCUGGAGCUUACAAUAUGGGAUCACGAUCGACUGGCUAGUAAUGAAUUUUUAGGUGGUGUUCGUUUUUCGCUCGGAAACGGCAAACACAACGGCAGGGCGGUUGAGUGGAUGGAUUCUACUGGCAAAGAACUUUCGCUGUGGCAGAAUAUGAUCAAUAGGCCCAACUUUUGGGUCGAAGGGGCCCUCGUUUUGCGGCCGUCCCUGGAAAAUGCAAAAUUUUCCACAUAAUUUUCAGAACCCCCCGUAGAAAGCCGAGGAAUCUUAUAGUAGAGCAGAUUCCUCUCAAAAAUCCAUUACACUUGUUCCAUUCCUAUCUUCAUCCAAUUAGUGCUAAUUAGCGUAACUUUGCAAAAAAAAAAACAAUAUAGAACAAGUAGACAAUGAGCAAAUACAUUAUAAGACGAGCCGACGAAAAGUUUGUAAACGAGAGUAAGUUGCUCAUUAACAAACAUUCACACACAAAACUAAGAAAAAAAAACAUAUAAGCGAAUGAAAUGUGGAAAUAGAAUUGUGAUGUUGCUUUGCAAUCAACCUAUACAAUAUAAAAGAAAAUAUUGUGGUUUAUAAGAAAAGUUUAAUAGUUUAAGUAAUUGUGCGAAGGAUCUUUUUUCUGGACCUACUGUGAGUUUGCUAACAAAAUGUGAACGGAUCUACCAUAUAGAGAAAACAGAAAAAAAACAAUAGUAGAACAUGUUUGCGUAACCCCAAGUUGAGCGGAAAGAGUGAGAAAUAAUGAAGCGAAAUAAAAUCAUUAGAAAAAUAGUGGAAUGAAAAGGAACAGGGAAAGUAAAGUGGAAAGUAGUAUCGUACAUGAUCUAUCACCUCAUGCUAAUGGAAUGAAUUUCAUCUGUGUUCAUCUUUACCAUCUAAUAAUACCAUGUUCAAUCAUAUCGAGGCGCGGGUGUCGUACACACGGGGGGUGUGCCAACACUCUUGUAGGCAGGACGUAAGCAGGGACAAAAGUCAAAGUGUUCGUUUUCCUAAUCCCAAUACUAGCUACUAUCAAUCGUUAUGCUCCAUUAGACUUGCCAGACUGGAGCCCUCAAGCUCAACCAUGUUGCGUCUCGAUACGAUCUGUUUCGUCCAUCGUUUUAUCAGCACCAGCAAGUUAGUAAGCGCUCAUUAUCAAACCGAAGCAUGUAAACGAAAAGUUUGCCUUUUUUGAAAGCAAAGUAUAAGCGAUUGAAUUGAGCACAGGACAGGUUAGUUUAGUCACAGAAAGGGUAAUGUUUAAUAGUGAAAAAAAGCAAGGUAGAUUAUUGGGAAGGGGAACAGUUUUUGUUUUGCGUUUCGUUAGAGAAGUUUGGACAUCGACAAUUGAUCUUGGACACAUAUCAUAUGCUCUCCACAUCGUACAUCGUAUGCGUGAUAAAUUCCUUCCCUUCUACAUACUUUGCCAAGCAAUAGCAGUGGACGGCUUCGUUUAUCGAGCGUAUACGAGCAACAACCUUUUUCUUGUUAUAGCCUUUUUCAUACCAUAUUAACGCUGAUUGUUAUACAAACUUGAUUCCUCUUGAGUCUGAAUCUGAUGUGUAAUGUAUAAUGCAAAUAUGUGGAGGCGACUGUGUGUGUGCGCGUGCCGUAGUGUAUAGUGCCACAACCCGUAGGCACAGUAACGUAUGAAUGCAUGCACACAAACAAAUUUAGCGACAUAUUUACAAUUCUUACAAACAACAAAAAAAAACAACCAAUCAAACGACUGACCAUGUUUAUAUGAUAAUUAUAGUAAUGAUACGAUUUAUCACCAUAUUCGUUUAUUCGUAAUAUGGCCGAUGAAGUAAGUGUUGUACGAGCCUGAGCAAAGUAGUGAGUCGACCUUGAUCAAUUUAUUGAACUGCUCUAAGAAGACAAGAAGAAGAACAAAAGAGGAACGAACGAACGAAGGAAUGGCGGUAGGAUGUUGGAAUGUUGGACAAUUUAUGAACAAAGCAUGCACACCACAUUAACUGUGAGUGCGGUUUGGGUUGCAAUUGCAGCAUCAUGAUGGCAUCAACAUACACAUAAGUGGAUGAAUGGUUACGAUACAGAAAAAAAAUCCAACAAAAGUCACUUAGCCGAUGGUGGAUCAUCUCGAAACAAACAGGAACCAUGCGCGUUACGAGCGGUUUUGACUGGUGAUUUGUGUGUGCAUACGCAUACGUACAAUAUACACACGUAUUUUGUAAAACGAACAAUUGUAAACAUAAUUCUAUUGAUAAAAAAGAAAAAAAAUGAUUAUAUUAUACACACACAACACGGAUCAUGAAGCUAGAAAGAAUAACAUGAAUCACGCAAAAAAUCUUAUGAACUUCGCGAUUAGAACGUACUACUCCAUAUACAUACAUAUAUAUACAUAUAUAAAUCUCUCUCUCCAGCAGUUAUGAACAUGCUCGUAGCGUGUGAGAGAAUCCAUUCAUCCACACGUGUGCACCGCUGCGUGAGGGCAAUGUGUGCUAUAUAGUAAGUAAAUCUAGCAUAAACACUAUUAGCAGAAUUCAACCGGAACGCGGUUUAUCGUUCUAAUUCACAAUCAUUGGGUUUUGGUAGUGUGUUGUAGCUGCAGUUGUGGUCGGCCAUAAUAUUGUUUGUGAGCCCAUGUUACGUCGUGAACGGGGAGGAAAACGAUGAACGUAGAAACUAGGACACACACAGAUCAAGUUAGUCCCUUGGUUCUCUUCAGGACAGUUUGUGCCCGUGUGCGGGUGAACCAUUUUCGAUAACUGAGGUAUACGAAAUGGCUUUGCGUUGAAGUUUCCCUUCGUUUGCUUGAUAUUUAAUCAAUUAGAAGUUGAAGUGCAAUCAAUUUGAAAAAAAAAACAAACAAAAAAACAAAUAUUUAUUAGUUGUUAGACAACACACGUUGAAGUGUAAAUGUUUUUGUACCACAAGUUGUCGUGCAUUAUGACUGAGCAAAAAUGCAUAACAUUUCCCGUGCAGAUGAAUGAUGGUAGGACCUUUUCCAUGUUCUGCACCUUCUUUUCGUCUAAAAUCAUCCUUCUUGUAGUGGUUUACAUAUUUUUACAUACAAACACAUAACGUGUAGGGAAUGCAACAAAAACAAAAUGUAGUAUUAUACACCCAAUCAAUCAAUAAUUAUGAAUACGUAAAAGAAAGGUUUAGAUUAAAGACAUAUGAAUGCAAGCAAAUGCAAGCUAUAUACUCGCAUACACUAGUACUACUUUGUACUUGAUUCGUACUUGUUCCGUUUGUGUUUUUGCUCGUAGCCCAUGAACAGAUAGUGUCGUUAGUUUGUUUUUUUUGCGUGUACAAAAAACACAAUAUUCGCAAGCUUUGUGUAACAAUAAUGCUUUUCGUUCGCAACAAAUCUACAACACAAAGAAACGAACUGUGCAGCUUGCUCAAUGCUCGCUAUCAACAGAAAUAGCAUCGUUCUUAAUUAUGCUGAACAACAACAAAAAAGGCGGGAGAAAAAUGCACUAAUGAAGAGAAGUGUAAGACAGAAAACGUUAGUAACUUUAUUAUUGCGUACUGCACGCUCACCGCUUACAUCAUCUAAUGUAGCACGCACACAAACACCUACCGAUUACCCUCCUGCUGUUGUAUCCGCUUUAAGCUACUUACGGUAGCUGGUCACCGGGAGUUAGACCUGUGCAGAAAGGCAUACACGCGGCAUAUGAAAUACGAUCAGAGAUGCUCUUAUCGAGUUGGUAUUUGUCGUACAAUAAGGUAGGAACGUUCGAGAAACGCUGAAUGUGAAGGCGCCACAAUCACCAACAACCUUUAUUAAUAAGCCGUAGUACAAUCAUUCGACAUUCAUUAUUACAAUUUCGCGGUUAAGAUUCGUAAGCGUAAGUGAGAACAUGUGAGAUUUGCUGGUAACUGUGAGGCCAGAAUUUGUGUAAAAGUAAAACAAACAAUACAAGACACACUUUGCCAAAGCGAGGGAUUUCAAAAAUUUUCAUUAGGCAUCGGUGUAUGUAUGAGAUGAGAUUAUUUCAUUGUAGAAACAUUCGUUACAGCAUUGUAGGUAUUACUGCUUAGUGUUCGUUCAUUUCGAUUAGAAUUUCGUAAAACGCUGCUGUCCGUUGGUUGGAGACGAUGGUAACUCUCAAGCAAUGCAAUGCAUGUAUCCCAAAAACGCACACAUCAUCGUCAUGCUGUGGGACGAAUUAGUAGAGAAGGUAUAGCAAACUACAGAACUAAAUAUAGUAACGAUGUAUCGGGGUCAAUUCCUAUCGUUUGUGAGCAGGCUUGCAAUUUCCAUCCUUAUGACAGUUGUAUGGCGUUACGCAAGGACACAGUUUCUCCCAUGUCCAAUUAUGAACAAGUGUAGAUAAUAAUAAGUGAAGAAUUGAGCAUGCGGUGGGACCGGUUCGGCGGUGCAAACAAAACAAAAAAGGACAAAGUUUGUAUCUUAAAGAUACGGUAAACCAUUCGUUCUAUGGUAGAUGCUUUUUGCGCGCUUUUACGGCACUUCUUUCAUUUCUCGUUCUUGUUGUUGGUGUUUCUAAUAGUAGUGAUCGACUGGCGGUGGCCUAGCCCGUUAUGUCGCUUCUUGCGACGUAGAUGUAGAUUUGUAGCAAGCCUGAAAAAGAGGGAUGACAUUGUUUAAAAGAAACACAGAAAGAUGGUAGAAAUGUAGUGUGUCUCAUCAAUUAUGGUAUGCCGCCGGUAUGGCCGGUAUUAUUAUUAUUAUUAUGCUGCUUGAACGCAAAUGCACGCAUCUUGAUUUGCGUUCACAACCAAAACCCCAUUAACCCAUUUGACUCUUAUGACAAUUGAGUAGGAUAUAUAUGCAACACCUUUUGACUCGAAACAUUUUUGAAACAUGAUCUUUACUAAAGGCAUCUUCGUCGACGUCGAUACCUUUAUAUUCCGGUUCACAAACUGAUGGUGUGCGGUCACGUACGAGGAUCGAUACGUUAAAUAUUUCAUACACUUAGUUUCCUUCAGCCUUUCUCAACCUCAAUGAAAAGGAACAAAUCAUAUUCGGAUGCUCAUUAUAUACACUUGAAACAAAUAUAUAUAUACACACAUUAAAGAUAUUUAUAGCAUGUAUAAAUGCAUGAUGAUGGUAGCAAUUAUGAAUUAUAUUCUAAGUAGCUGCCAAGAAGGAGGAAGAAGUAUGAGGAGUAAAUAAACAAAAAAACUGGAAUGGAAAAAAGAACGUUACGUAGAGAAGCAGUAGAACAUGCAGAACCAGACACCUUUCAUUUCAUUUUUUCGUGACGAUCUUUAGCUUCGUUUCUUUUUGAAAUAAUCAAGUUUUGUGGAGAAUGGAGAAUGGAGCUCGGUGAAGAUUUUUCGGAAGGCUCAAAUGGUAUGUUAGGAAGGAAAAAUGUAGGUGAACGAAAAAAGAAUUUAAUAAAAGCAUCAGUUAAGGAUGGACGGUUAAAGACGGAGAUAGAUAUGAUGCUCCUCAGAGGAGUCCUUCUGCCACGCGGCCAACGAAAGGGAAGAACAGAGCAUAUAGUGAAGACAUAAACACACAUCCACACACAUACACAAACACACACGUUUGAAUAAUGGCAGAAUUGAUGCAAGUGGAAACAAGUGCAAUAGUAUAAGCUCUUUCUUCCUUCUCGAAGUAGAUAAUAUCAUCAUUUUCCAAAUCUUUCUUCCAAUUGUUGUGUUGCGCGGGUGUGUUGCAGUGACAAACUUUACUAAUAAAAAAAAACAACCUAAAAAAAUGUAUUGCACUCUA